Messenger RNA from Adineta steineri, 2082 nucleotides. Lineage: Eukaryota; Metazoa; Rotifera; Eurotatoria; Adinetida; Adinetidae. The record is from the annotation of a GenBank genome assembly.
AUGCCAGUGUCAACACGGGAUUUGCAAAGAGAGAGACGUGCUUCACGCAUCGCUAUUGAAACACUUACAGCAAUUAACGAAAACUUAGAUUUUUUUAGUACGAAUAAUACUAAUUUAAAUAAUGUACCAUUCCAUGAAAAACUUAGUUUUUGUUACCCAACAAUUUCGACAGUAACAACACCUGACGUAAUCCACAAAGUCGAUUCACAAGCAAUGCACAGCAAUAUUUCAAAAUCGAAAAAGUCUCUAUUUGGAAAAUAUCGCUGGAAAAUGAGUCAUUAUUUUUACAUUCAUUUGAUGGCGUUUAUUUUCAAUGGUCUUUUUGGUGGUCUCAUCAUCUUUUUAAUUGAAAACUAUUCAUCAUCACGUAAUACAUACAUGGUUGUGACGUAUCUUGACGCCUGGUUUACGGCUGUUUCAACCAUAUGUAGCUGUGGCUUGACUACCAUAGAUUUUGCUCAACUUUCUCGUGCAUCACAACUUGUUAUGAUGGGAUUUGCAUUCAUAUCAGGCUUUGCAAUUAGUACAUUACCAGCACUAGUCAUUAAAGCUAAAACAUACAAAUCUGCUUGUAGUACUGAUAGUGAUAAUGAGAAGUGCGAUGUUGAAUAUCACCAAAAUUUACCAUUAUAUAUUCGUACUGAACUAGCACGGUUACCAACACCGGAAAAAUUACGUUAUCAAGCAUAUAUUAUGUGUAUUAUUCUCAUACUCACUCUUUAUUUCAUAAUUUAUACUACUGGUUUUCUUGCUAUUGGAAUAUGGCUUCAUACACAUAGAAGUCCAGAAUAUUUGUUGCAAAACAAUAUUACUCUCAGCCCAUGGUAUGUAUCAGGUAUGCUUACUCUUUUCAGUUUCAAUCAAAAUGGUUUAACACCUUUCUCAACAAGUUUGGCACGCUAUGUUGAUGAUAUUUUUCUCAAUAUAGUAAUAAUUCUGUUGGUAAUAAGUGGUUCAUCUUUCUUUCCAAUUAUUCUACGUAAUUUCGUUUUUCUCCUUCGUCGUGUUACUUCUUGGCAUCACAAAGUUAUAUUUGAGUAUAUUCUUUUAAACAAUCAUCAUCUAUCAACUCUUUUAUAUCCUACAUUACAAACUCGUAUUUAUUUUUUUGUCACUAUCAUAUUAUAUUCAAUGUCAAUAAGUAUUUCACUGAUACUCGAUGUGACUAGCAAUAGUUUACAACAAUAUAGUUUUGGUAUACGUUCUAUGAUUUUUCUUUUUCAAACAAUAAAUCUUCGAUUUUGUGGUUUUCAAACAUUCGAUAUUAGCCUGUUUACAACAGCAACAUUGCUCGUUUAUUUAUUAUUGAUGGCUACUAAACCACAAAUGUUGUGUGCACUCGAUGAAUCACCAUUUGAAAUCUAUUGGUUGACAUUAGAAGCUCAAGCAGAAGUCGAUAGUGAAACAAAUGUAUCAAUGUCUAUGCCAUGGACGUUACAACGUGCAAUGUCAACCGUAUCAGGAGCCAAUACUGAUAUUUCGCCCUUCAAUCAAAUGCAACAAUUUUUACGUCGACAAAGUGUUGCUACGAAAAACCUCGCAAGAAAAGAAUUUUCACGAAGUUUGAAUGAUAAGAGAAGAAAAUCGACAUAUUCAAAACGUAUUAAAGCUUUACGUUUACGUUUAUUUCUUAAUCAUUUCAUUCAAGCAUUAUUUAAACAUACAUUUAAUUUUUUUCUAUUAACGCGAACUUGGUUAUUUGUCUUUAUUUUUCUUAUUUGUGUUAUUGAAUAUCGUCGGAUGGCGCCAAUCGAUCCAGAAAUAACACUUUUAAAAAUUAUCUUCGAAAUUAUAUCUGCAUUUGGUGGUGUUGGAAUGUCAUUAGGCUAUACAAAUACGACGACAAGUUUCGCAUCUGUUCUCUCAUUUGGAAGUAAAAUCUUACUCAUUAUAACUAUGCUUAUGGGUCGACAUCGUGGUUUAUUAGCAUCAAUGAAAGAUCAAGAAGUAAUUGAAUAUAGUGCUAUUAAGAUAUUGACUCGUCAACGUCAAGAAUACAUACUUCGAUAUCAAAAAUCUAAAGUACAUGAAAAUAACGAUGUCAAAGAAAAUGAUAAUGACUCAACAAUUGUAUAUUUCUAG